AUGGCUCCUAAGCAGCAUGAUUCAUCUCUCUCUACCCUAUUUCUCUUAGCUACAUUAAUCUAUAACGUUGGAAUUGUCGGUUGUCAGAUUAAGAGGUCUGAAACUUUUCCAAUCUUUGGUGCAACCGGACCAGAGAGUCUUGCCUUUGAUCGGAAUGGUGGUGGCCCAUACACAGGUGUUUCUGAUGGUCGAAUAAUAAAGUGGCAAGCAAACGUGAAUCGCUGGGUCGAUUUUGCUACAACAACUCCAUACAGAUUUGGUUGUCAAGGUCCGUUUGAUCAUGUUCUUACAGAGGCAAGAUGUGGGCGACCAUUGGGGCUAAGUUUCAAUCAUAGGACUGGUGAUCUUUACAUUGCCGAUGCCUAUAUGGGUCUCCUAGUCGUAGGUCCUGAGGGUGGAUUAGCGAGACCACUGGCUAAGGAAGCUGGAGGAGUUCCUUUCAGAUUCACCAAUGAUGUAGUUGUCGACCAAAACAGUGGUAUAGUAUAUUUUACUGACACCAGCACAAGAUUGCCAAGAAGUGCAUAUGCUUACGUGAUAUUAAGUGGUGACAACUCAGGCAGGCUGUUGAAAUAUGACCUGAGAACUAAUCAAGUGACGGUUCUUAUGGACCAUCUCAUGUUUCCAAAUGGAGUAGCAUUGAGCAAAAAUGGAGAUUUCUUACUCGUUACUGAAACCACAAAUAGUAGGGUGCUGAGGUAUUGGCUUGAGCCAUCCAGGGUUGGCACGGUUGAUGUUUUCGCAGAGCUUCCAGGAAGGCCAGACAAUAUCAAAAGAAACCAACAAGGUGAAUUUUGGGUGGCGGCUAACUCACGAGAUGGGAUAUACAAUCCGCUUGGAAUGAUAGUUAAACUGAGUCAAAAUGGUGACAUAUUGAAGGUAUUAGAGGCUGGAAAUGGGGAGACAUGGCAGCUUAGUAGCGAUGUGAAUGAACAGAAUGGAAGUUUGUGGAUAGGAUCUGUAGAAGAAUCUCGGGUCGUGAAGAUAAAACUCUAA
Coffea arabica (coffee) is the source of this 996-nucleotide messenger RNA. Its product is annotated as protein STRICTOSIDINE SYNTHASE-LIKE 10-like. NCBI's taxonomy places the organism in Eukaryota, Viridiplantae, Streptophyta, Magnoliopsida, Gentianales, Rubiaceae. Gene Ontology annotation, molecular function: hydrolase activity. Gene Ontology annotation, cellular component: endomembrane system. The record is from RefSeq and is a predicted model, not a curated record.